AUGUCGAAUUUAUCAAAACUCGAAUUCGUCGCACUUGACAUCUCGGGAAAUAACUACCUCCCAUGGACUCUUGAUGCGAAAAUUCAUCUGACAGAAAAUAAUCUAGGGGCGACAAUUGAUGAUGAAAAUCAAACCUCCGCUCAAGAUAAGGCUAAGGCCAUGAUAUUCCUUCGUCACCAUCUUCACGAAGACUUGAAGAGGGAGUAUCUUACUGUUGAGGACCCUCUCGAGUUGUGGAAAAAUAUCAAAGAAAGAUUUGACCACCAGAAGUUGGUCUUGCUCCCUAAAGCUCGCUAUGAAUGGCUUCAUUUGAGGCUACAAGACUAUAAAAGUGUUAGCGAGUACAACUCUGCCCUUUUCCGCAUCACCUCCGAGCUUAAAUUAUGUGGUGAAAAAAUAACCGACGAAGACAUGCUUGAGAAAACUUUCUCAACGUUCCAUGCAUCAAACAUGCUCCUGUCGCAGCAAUACAGGGAGCAUAAAUUUACAAAAUAUUCUGAAUUAAUAUCAUGUUUGUUGGUCGUGGAGCAAAACAACAAGCUCCUACUACAAAAUCAUCAAGCGCGACCCGUCAGUGCAAGCCCAUUGCUAGAAGCAAAUGCGGCAAAUUAUCAAAGCGGACAUGGGAGAGGUGGCGGUCGCGGUCGCAGUCGCGGCCGCGGCCGUGGCCGUGGACGGAGCAAUACAUGGCGACGGGAAUCUCAAAAUUCAAAAUCUAGUAGUGGCGAAUCGAGUCGACAGAACGCGGGACGACCUCCUAGAGAGAGAACUAGCGGGAGCUAA
This is a messenger RNA of Helianthus annuus (common sunflower), 783 nucleotides long. RefSeq lists its product as uncharacterized. The record is from RefSeq and is a predicted model, not a curated record. Lineage: Eukaryota; Viridiplantae; Streptophyta; Magnoliopsida; Asterales; Asteraceae. The coding region runs from base 1 to 783 and encodes 260 amino acids. The transcript has a single exon.